Messenger RNA from Vidua chalybeata, 2757 nucleotides. RefSeq names its product minichromosome maintenance domain containing 2 (gene MCMDC2). Gene Ontology annotation, molecular function: single-stranded DNA helicase activity; DNA binding; ATP binding. The coding region runs from base 465 to 2513 and encodes 682 amino acids. The transcript is spliced from 15 exons. The record is from RefSeq and is a predicted model, not a curated record. Lineage: Eukaryota; Metazoa; Chordata; Aves; Passeriformes; Viduidae. Gene Ontology annotation, biological process: double-strand break repair via break-induced replication.
AGCCUAGAGCGGAGAGUGGAUCUGCGCAGGAACUACCUGUGCUACUCCUGUUUUGGCUGAUAAGUCAUAAAGGGAGGCAAAAUUUGCCUUUUUGUGAUUAGUGCAGGGGUUUUUUUUCUGCCUGUCUGUAGCAGAAGGGGACUGAUUGUUGCUCCCCUUGCAGAGAGGGAGCCCAAGCACGCCAUGGGGAGCAGGCCUUUCUCCGGUGCUGUGGAGGCCGGGAGUGGUGCUGCUCUUGUGGCCUGGGGGAACGAGAGACCACACUAAAGCUGGACUGACUGAAAUGCACUAUGGUUGUAAAAAUGUGAACUGAAAUACGACACAAAUAAGAGUUCAGAGGUGCUCUCCCGGAGAGCUAAGUUUGGGAGUGCCUGUCAGCUAAAGCCAACAGUUAAAUAUGCAAUGUGUAUUUAUGAGAGAAAAAGGCUCUGCCAACUAGAUAAAGUGUGCAAAGAUCUUGGAAGAUGGAUCCUGAAAUACAGAAAAUGAGGGAAGUUGUCCUUGUCUACCUUGACAGAAGUGGCGGCCUUCAGAAAUUUGUGCAUGAUUGCAAAAAAUAUAAUGACUCAAAACAAAGUUAUGCUGUUUAUCGUUUCAUUAUUUCAAUUAAUCCUUCUGACAUUGCUGAACUAGAUGCAACUCUUGGAAACUAUAUUCUUCAUAAUCCCCUACAAGCUGCACAGAUUUUUCAGUCAGUAUGCUUUGUAGCUAUUAAGACAUUAUCAUUAAUUGAACAAUUGCAGACAGAAGCCCAGAUCAGUAUAUUGCUGAAACCGACACAUUUGCCACCUUUACCAAGUUAUGUUCUGAGUCUUUCUGCAUAUCCCUUUAAUUACACAUCUCAAAGAUUUUAUAUGUCUGAAGGGAUAGUGAUUGCACUGGGAACUGUAACAAAAUACACACAAGGAGCAAGAUUUCUUUGUACUGAGGAAACCUGCCCAUUCUCUGAAGGGUUUAGGUGCAUCAGAGUGCAUUGUCCUGGAGCUACAGAGUCUGCUACAGUGAGGACUGAUUUUGUGUGUAGCUUGUGUUCUUCACCACUUCAGGAAGACAUGAAAUUUAGAGUACUUGGUGAUAAACAAAUAGUUGAAAUGACUGAUGCUAAAAUUCUGAAUGCUUUGAAAGGAUAUUCCAUUGAUAAAUCAUAUUUUAGGAUUCAGGCAUUUACAUUGUUCUUGAGAGAUGAACUGGCCAAUAAAAUGACAAUAGGAAACCACUACAGGAUUAUAGGAAUUCCAGCUUGUGUACAAAAUGGCUUACAAGUGACUGCAUGUAUAGAAGUCAAUAGUAUACAGCUCUAUAAACCAAAUGGUCCUUCUUUUGUCAGUGACAAUUUUAAGUAUCUGCUCUCACUGACUUCAAGUUCAUGCUGGAGGUUUACUGCUGUCCUGGCCAACAUCUUUGCUUCUCAAGUUGUUCCACCAGGCACUUACAAUACUCUUAAACUUGCAAUAUUGCUGAGUCUAGUACAGACGUGUGAAAAAGAAAAUGCAGAUUAUCUGGAUCUCUUGAUUAUGACAAGUGACACGCUAGUAAUUGACAGGCUUCUGAAUUACAGCUUAUGUCUUCUGCCUCGUGGCAUACGACACCCACCUUCCAGUGACAUUUUUCCUUCUGUGUCCAAAGAUAAACAUGGAACUGGAAGUGCCAGUAUUCAAGCCUGCAGUGCUGUGCUGGCCAAGGGUGGCAUCUGUUACAUAGGAGACUUAAGUUCAUAUAAAAAGGAUAAACUUGAACUUCUACAGUCUGUGCUAGAGAGCAGAACAACAACAGUAUUUAUUCCUGGGAAGAAGUAUGGAGAAGAGGCUGACCAACAAGUUACUGUUUCAGUUCAGACCAACUUUUGGUCCUUUGUAGAUGUGGACUCUUCCUCAAAGAAACAUAUACAAAAGGAGAACUUUCUAAUUGGACAGAUGGAUGUGAGUUUGAUUCCAGUUAACCUUGUAGAUGGUUUUGGGCUCUUGAUCUACAAUGAGUUUCCUUCCUGUCGCCUGUCUUCUCCUGUUGUACAUCAUACUUUGAAAAAAGCCAUUAAUCCUGAAGCCAUGGUGUACAAAGUCUCACAGCAGUUCAGAACACAGGAUUACGAGGAGUUUAUUUUGUUUGCUAGGAAUCUUCAUGUUGAACUGAGUUCAGAAGCAGAAAGUCUCAUUCAGGGCUAUUAUCUUGCAAGUCGCAGGGUGAGAAGAGAUUCCAUUCAUGGAUCAACAGUAUCAGCCUCUGCACUAAAAAUUCUGAUUUCACUGGCUAAGGCUCAUGCCAAGCUCAGUUUAAGACAGAGAGUACUUGAGGAAGAUGCAGUGAUUGCAGUCUUGUUACUCGAGUCAUCGCUGACCCUAAAACAUGGCACAUCUGCACUAUGUGUAGCACCAAAUCCUGUAUUUCCAUUUGACCUCAGUGAUGAAAACUCCCUGCAACAAAGAGAUAUUUACCUCAUGCAGUGUCACCAUCAACUGCUGAAGUUUAUUGCUGCCUAUAGCCCAGGAAUUCACAUUAACACUAAUGAAGAGUAAAAACUCCACUCUAAGUAAAGCCUGAGGCUUUGGCUUUUUGAGAAGCUAGUUAGAAAUACAAAAUUACUAAAAACUUAGAAGACAGUUCAGUGAUGUUUUACCAAGGAAUAAAGCAUAGCUGACAGGACUUGAAUUACAAGUUUUGUGAGUUAUUUGAAGGCACCAGGGAUGUCUUCAUCCUGGAAAGCCAUGGCUUCAGAAUAUAACCCCAGCCAGAACUUCUCUUCCUAGCUACCACUCUCUA